UCAAUGACGGGGUGAGUCAUGCAGCAAAUAUCCUCGAAAUUAACUUGGAGCUUCUCAUCCAACCUAUGCCAAUAGCUGGUUUAUUUCAUCCUCCAUCUCAAUUUCAAAGGAGACCCAAGAACGCAACUUGUCCUUUAUCGGAGAAUCAGGUUUCUCAGGGCGGACCAACCAACGGCCAUAGACUCCUCCUCCCUUAUAAUAACAUGAGGUCUCAAGAAUCCCAAAAGCUGAAUGGGGAGUCACCGAUGAAGAAAGCCAACGUCUCCACUGCUAAGAAGGGAGUCAGGUACAGGGAAUGCAGGAAGAAUCACGCUGCCAGUAUUGGCGGCUAUGCGGUUGAUGGCUGCAGGGAAUUCAUGGCUAGUGGGGAGGAAGGAACAAGCGGCGCUCUCAAAUGCGCUGCUUGCAGCUGCCACAGGAGUUUCCACAGGCGGGAGGCUGAAGAAGAGAGCUUUUGCGACUGUUCUUCGAAAACUACUGCAAAGAAAUGAAUGGUCGGAGUGCACUCCGUUCUUGCUCUUUUUAUAUCUGAAAUCUUGUUUGGCAAGUAAGUCUGGUCGUAAAAGUGAAUAAGCUGUGGAUUAAUUUGGCGUCUAUAUCAUGGCUGUGGUAUAUAUGUUUCGCUGUUUAAUUAUGGCCCUAUCAAUUAUGUGAA
Nymphaea colorata (pocket water lily) is the source of this 655-nucleotide messenger RNA. RefSeq names its product mini zinc finger protein 2-like. Lineage: Eukaryota; Viridiplantae; Streptophyta; Magnoliopsida; Nymphaeales; Nymphaeaceae. The transcript has a single exon. The record is from RefSeq and is a predicted model, not a curated record. Gene Ontology annotation, molecular function: DNA-binding transcription factor activity; transcription cis-regulatory region binding. Gene Ontology annotation, cellular component: nucleus. Gene Ontology annotation, biological process: regulation of DNA-templated transcription; regulation of developmental process. Bases 66 to 491 code for a protein of 141 amino acids.